CGGUUUAUCUGCUGACUGGACGGGCCGCUGCUGGGCUGUGCGCUCGCCGCUGAUAACUGCGCUGAUAGCCGUUGCUGAUAGCUGGCUCCCCCAUGGACCGACCGCGCGCUACACUCCUGCUCCAGGGUGCGGUGCUGCUGUGCCUGGUGACGCACGCCGUGCUGCAAGAUGGCGACCAACAGGGAGGCGGGGACGUUAGCUCGUCGGUCUGCGGUGGCUGUUCGUGCGGGGGCGGCCUGCUGGACUGCUCAGGGCUGCCGCUGGAGGGCGGCGGGGGCGGUUCCUGGUUCUGGCCGCGCUGCGAGUGCGCCGCCGCCUCCAACCUCACGGCCGUCUUCCGCGCCUGCGGCAUCAAGGUGCUGUUCCCACUUCCAGAGCAGAGAGGGGUCUCCAGUCUGUCACUGCGUCACAACCGUAUGGCCGACAUACACGACGGAGCCUUCGCCAAACUGCCAGGACUCGUCGAACUGGACCUCAGCCACAAUCUGCUGCAAGUGGAGGACGUGCGGCCGACAGUGCUGCGCGGAGCUUACAGUCCCGCCCGCUACGAGCCGAUGGCGCUGCAGCUGCUGGACCUGUCGUACAACCAGCUGCACUCGCUGGACCCACAAGCCUUCGAGCACUGCCCCAGCCUCACGGUGCUCCGCCUGGACUACAACCCGCUCAAGGUCAUCGACGGCCCAACGCUCAGGGCGGUGGGCACGCCUCACCUCCAGGAGCUGGGCCUGGCGGGCGCGCAGCUGUCUGCGGUGCCGCGGCGGCUGCUGGAGCAGCUGGCGUCGCGACGCUCGCUCAGGGCGCUCCGCCUCAGCGACAACAACCUCACCGCCGUGCCGGACGGCCUGCAGCUGCUCGACGCGACGCUGGAGGAGCUGAACCUGUCGGCGACGCAGCUGGAGCAGCUGGACGACGACAGCCUGCUGGGGGAGUGGCCGCGCCUGCGCAGUCUGGCGCUGAGCGCCAUGCCGCGCCUGCGCAGGCUGGGCCCGCGCGCGCUCUCCUCCCUGACGCAGCUCGAGCAGUUCCUCUGCGCCUUCAACGGCCGGCUGCGCGAAGUGCACCCCCUCGCCACCGCCGGGCUCGAGAACCUGCGCUGGGUGCGGCUGGACAACAACGCGCUGGAGCGGCUGGGCGCGGACAGCCUGCCCUGGGCGUCGCUGGCCGAGCUCCGGCUGGAGGGCAACCCGUGGCGCUGCGACUGCGGCGCGCUCUCGUGGCUCUCCCAGCAGGCGGCCGACGCCAUCACGGACCAGCCCCGGUGCGUGGCGCCCGAGUCGCUGCGCGACGCGGGGCUGGCGUCGCUGAACGCGAGCGCGCAGUGCGCGGCGGAGUGGCGGCGCGGCGCUGCGGGGGCG
Messenger RNA from Schistocerca cancellata (South American locust), 1355 nucleotides. Its product is annotated as chondroadherin-like protein. The transcript is spliced from 8 exons. The annotation marks the transcript as partial. Lineage: Eukaryota; Metazoa; Arthropoda; Insecta; Orthoptera; Acrididae. Gene Ontology annotation, molecular function: protein binding. The record is from RefSeq and is a predicted model, not a curated record.